CUGCUGCUGCUGUGUCCGACGUUACCAAACACAGCAGGUCGGACUCUGUAUGCGAGUUAUCCGGCAGUGAAGCAGACAGGUACCGUGAGGCCUUCACCCUCCCAGGAUGAGCGCCCUCCGGUCCUUCCUGGCCUCCUCCGCGAUGGUUGCUAUGCUGGGGCUCGGCUACGGGAUGUGGUCUUUGAUAGCUCCAGGAGAAGAGAGGCAGAGAGAGAUCAUCAAGAAUCUGCCUGAAUCGAACCCAGUGAGAAUGGAAGAGACGAGGAGGAGGAACGCUCUGGUGAUGCAGGCCCUCAAGGAGGCUGCUGAAACCAACGAGAAUGUUGCAAGAGGACUCGGACGAUUUGGGAAGUGAACAGUCCCAGCUCUGCGACCUGUCUGCAGAGCCUCCAUGUGUCGAAUGCUGCUGGCAUGCUGGUCCAGAACAAAGAUGGACAUUACAUUCUCUUACACGAAGGUUGUUUUCUAAUAGAAAUCUGUAAUGUUUGUCUGUAAUAUUAUAUGUGACAACAAACCAAUGUUUAAGUUUUAUGUUAAGUUUAUUAAAACUCUUCACACAACCACA
Chelmon rostratus (copperband butterflyfish) is the source of this 565-nucleotide messenger RNA. RefSeq names its product ubiquinol-cytochrome-c reductase complex assembly factor 3. The record is from RefSeq and is a predicted model, not a curated record. Gene Ontology annotation, biological process: mitochondrial respiratory chain complex III assembly. The transcript has 2 exons. Lineage: Eukaryota; Metazoa; Chordata; Actinopteri; Chaetodontiformes; Chaetodontidae. Bases 107 to 355 code for a protein of 82 amino acids.